Molecule: messenger RNA, 1163 nt
Organism: Vitrella brassicaformis
Lineage: Eukaryota; Vitrellaceae
Source: the annotation of a GenBank genome assembly
CAUGAAUGAGGACUCAGAGGCUCGUCAGUCAGCGAGUCGGGAACACACUGUGGGCGGGGCGAUGGGAUCGUGCAGUCAUCGAUCCGUCCGUCCACCAAACAUACCAUUGCACGCCUUCCUUCCUUCGUCCAUCGACACGAUACAUGAUCACUGAGUGAAUGAAUGAGAUAAGUAGAAAGAAGAAAGGGCACUCGUGCGGGCACACACACACAUGCGCAGCAAAAAGACCACCGCCGUGCAUUUAGUGCAUUUAGUCGGCCGCUCAUCGUCUACUAUGUACAGGACACACACCACACACACCACUCCGCCGCACCGCGCCACUCACGCGUGUGUCUAAGUGUGUUGUGCCUCAGAUCUGCAUGGCGUAUAUGGUGACGAUGCAGUCCAUCGUGUCGUUGCCAACCUGCAUGCAGCACAAACCUGACACACACACACACACACAAUCCGCCACGCGCACAAGUCAGGAGCCGUCAAUCUGGCUGACCGUCAGUCUUGGUGUCCCAGAACGCGGUCGCCGCCGUAUGCAGCGGGGCGCCGUUCUUUUGCAUGAUGAUGCACGUCACUGCAUGGCACGAGCAGAACAGACGAGAGAGGCGGUACGGUCACAACCGUGCCUUCCUUCUCACUCGUGUGCUUCUCUCUGCGUGUGUGGAUGUCUACCGCAGUAUUUGAACGGCUUGUCGAGUUUCGAUAGCUCCUUGAGGCAGCUGUCGAUGAUCUGCUGGCACCACUGGUUGACCUUCUCACGCGUGUACGUCACGUUGGUCAACGUCGAGUUGAUGGCCUGAAUGAAUGAAAGUCACACACCACGCCGGGCACUCACUCAAGCGUGUGCGGCUGCCCUCGUGCUUUGCAGCCUAGCCUCUCUGUGCUCUUUCUGCCCACGUGUUUGGCGAUUUCCUGCACCUGCUCCGUCACAAACUCAUUCUGAGUCAAGCAAAUCACAUGCAGCAACACAACGAACAGGGACACAUUCCAUCAACUCGCAAGAAGGAAGCUGCUUCUCGCAAAUUGUGCGCUCAGGCUGCUCAAGUGAGGAUGCCCGGCUGCCUGCCCAGCCCCUCUGACCUCUCCCUCGUCGUCCAUCGCCGCAACAGCCACUCACAACCGACACGAGACCGCGAUCGAACCUGACGCUUCCUCUAUGCUCCAAGGCACCUCAG